Molecule: messenger RNA, 1978 nt
Organism: Tachysurus fulvidraco (yellow catfish)
Lineage: Eukaryota; Metazoa; Chordata; Actinopteri; Siluriformes; Bagridae
Gene: zp3d.2
Product: zona pellucida glycoprotein 3d tandem duplicate 2
Exons: 8
Coding region: 160-1917 (585 amino acids)
Biological process (GO): positive regulation of acrosome reaction; egg coat formation; binding of sperm to zona pellucida
Cellular component (GO): extracellular matrix
Molecular function (GO): acrosin binding
Source: RefSeq, a predicted model, not a curated record
UCACACACACAGGAUUGUCUCACACACAGGAUUUUCACACCAUUCUCGUCUUUUUCCUCCUUUACGCAUCAGGUGUGUUGUUAAUUAACGGGGUCUGCGUGGUGCAUUGUGGGAGAUAUCACACGUGCCUGGGAAAGUGGGAGUCCCUUCAGUGAGUGAAUGUUUCUCAGCGUGUUCUCAUGCUCUGUUAUGGGGCUCAUUCUGACCUCCACCUGCGUGAUCUGCGUGGGUCUGUUAUCUCCAGCCCUCGCGCUCUCUCUCCACACACCGGAUCCGGUCACCAGCGCAACGCAGGAGCGUCUCGAGGCGCCGUUUUUACACCUGCCCGUGUUCCUGCAUUUCAGAACCCCGCGUGUGGACAAACGGCAGUUCUCACCGGAGCACGUGAAGAGCCGCAGUCCGCUGCCCAAGCGCGUGCGCCACGUACUCGUGCCCGCGCCACGGCGACGCCCGAAGACCCGCACGAGGCCGAAGGGACCGGUGAGCGUUGUGUGCACUUCAAGGGAAAUGCGCGUGCGAGUUGACACGUCGAACCUGGGAGCCAACAAGGAGCGAAUGCACGUUAGAUUGGGCACGUGUGAAGUGAGCAGACAGACCGAGCAGACCGUUUUAUUCCAGUACGAGCUGCAUGAGUGCGGCUCUCAGAGACAGAUCGUAAAUAAGACGGUUGUUUAUUCCAACAUGCUACGCUACACCCCUGAUGCCACUGUGUUGGGCUCUGAGACGUUCUCCGUACCUGUGCAGUGUCACUUUAACAGGUUUCACUACUCGUAUAAGAUUGGGUUUGUGCCUUCUGUUGAAAGGUUGAAGUUCUUUAAACCCAUGAAGACCAAAGGCAGCGUCUCGCUGACAGCCUGUGAUGCUCAGUGGAACAGACUCCCGGCCUCCGAAGCUGUCGUUAUCGGACAGCCGAUGUACUUCGAAGCAGAGACUCUUUAUGUGCCUGAAGACGAGCGCUUAUACGUGCAUUUCUGUCACAUAACCACAAACAGCUCACGUGUCUCCACACCGCAGGUUAACAUCAUCUACAACUACGGCUGCCUGAUGGACAGCAAGCGCAGCAACAAGUCCAGGUUCACCAACAGCACCAGGAGGAACGUUGUCAGGUUCGUCGUCGACGCCUUCACACUGCAAGGAAAAGUGCAAAAGUACAUGUUCAUACAUUGUGAGAUGUCCAUCAGGAGCAUCAUUGCAACACAGACGUCAAAGUUGUGCAGCUAUAACCAGCUGGAGCACAGGUGGGAGGAGCUUCAUGGAGCAGACUCUGUGUGUUCCUGCUGUGAUUCGUCCUGUGUACCUGAGAUGCCAACACCGAUGCAACCCUUGACAAGUAAACUGGGGACUUUAGUGGAGCAAAACCCAGAAGGAACAAGUGGGAAGAACCUGGGGCAGAACGCAGAGGGAAUCUUCACACCAAAGCCAGAACAUGAAAUACUUAUAACUGAGAACCUGCACAGAACAAUCAGUCCAGAGAGGAGACUCACAUUGGAGCACGAGCACAGAAUCACACAGGAGACUAUGUCGGAAAGCAGGAGUACAGUGCUGACACCAGAGAGCGAGCAUGGAGAGACUCCGCCCACACCAGAGACCCCGCCCACACCAAAGGGUGAGCAUUUAGCGAUCACACCAGAGACUCCGCCCAGUGAACUGGGGAGUGAACACGGAGCACUCGCACCAAAGCACGAAUAUGGAACACUCACACCAGAGGGGGAGCAUGGAGAGAUCCUACCAGAGGCUCCGCCCACACCAGGGAAGGAGUUCGUAGCUCCGACGCUGGACACCAUACAGGACAAGAUUACACCUUACACACAUGAGCCCCUCACCCCCUCAGACAAGAACACAACGUCUUCAGUAGACACACACACACAGCCGCUCGAGCCUUACAAGAUUUUUGAGGAAGUGUUUGGACUCGGCUGAAGAGUUAAGACGCUAACAGAACAUCUGUCACUCGAUGGCAAUAAAAACAUCUGGAAAACCA